Molecule: messenger RNA, 1209 nt
Organism: Hypomesus transpacificus
Lineage: Eukaryota; Metazoa; Chordata; Actinopteri; Osmeriformes; Osmeridae
Gene: npffr1l1
Product: neuropeptide FF receptor 1 like 1
Exons: 3
Coding region: 1-1209 (402 amino acids)
Biological process (GO): G protein-coupled receptor signaling pathway
Cellular component (GO): membrane
Molecular function (GO): peptide binding; neuropeptide receptor activity
Source: RefSeq, a predicted model, not a curated record
AUGAACAGCACCAUGGACAGCGACGGAAUGAGCAACUGCACCUUCAUGCCGUAUUACCUGCAUACCACCGGGAUGACCAUGCUGUACAUCAUUUGUUAUGGCGGGAUCCUGCUGCUCUGCGUCGGGGGAAAUGUGCUUGUCUCUUUGGUAGUUCUUCGAAAUCGGAACAUGCGGUCCGUCACCAACCUCUUCAUUCUUAACUUGGCACUAAGUGACCUGCUCAUCGGAGUGUUCUGCAUUCCAACAACUUUGAUUGAUAACCUGAUAUCAGGUUGGCCAUUUGGACAGUUCACAUGCACCAUGAGCAAUCUGGUCCAGGGAAUGUCUGUGUCAGCCUCAGUGUUCACACUGGUGGCUAUUGCCAUCGACAGAUUCACAGGUAUCGUGUAUCCAUUCAGGCAUCGUAUGAGACCCGUAAGUGCCCUGCUUGUCAUCUUCUUCAUCUGGCUGGCGGCCUUCGCCGUCAUCUGCCCCUCAGCUGCCACGCUGACCGUCAUCCGCCUGGAGGACACCUACAUGGUCCAGGACAACCAGACCUACCCUGUCUUUGUCUGCUUCGAGAACUGGCCCCGGUCAGAGAUGCGGCAGGUCUACACUAUGGUCAUCUUCAUUCACGUGUACCUCGUGCCUCUGGUGCUCAUCAGUAUCAUGUACGGCUGCAUUGCUGCCAAACUCUGCAACAACCUGAGGCAAGUGGGGAUCGCCGAAGUCAGGAGAACUCGUUCCCAGCGCAGGGCAAAGGUCAUCAAAAUGCUCAUCAUGGUAGCGGUUCUUUUCAUGCUGUCGUGGCUGCCACUGUGGACUCUGAUGUUGCUGACGGACUACGGCGAACUGGACAAGCAACAGAUAGACUUCCUCAGCAGCUAUGUGUUCCCUGUAGCUCACUGGCUGGCCUUUUUCAACAGCGGCAUCAAUCCUGUCAUCUAUGGUUUUUUCAAUAAAAACUUUCGGAGGGGGUUUCAGGGUGCUGUGGUCUGCAGGCACUGUGAUUCCGGAAGGACCACAGUGACCACAAUGCAUCGUGGAACCUUUCGUUUCUUGCCACAUAAAAGAGUGUGUGUUGAAAAACCUGAAUCUUGUGGGAGACAAAAACACAAUAGAUUGGUAGAUGUUCUUAAGAUUACCCCACAGGGUACUCAGGGAAUCCUCCUAGAGGACAUAAACACAAUUGCUGCUCGUAAUAAGGUCAUCACAGCCUGGGAGAAGUGA